AUGAAUUAGUAGGAGUAUACAAAAAUGAUUGUUAUUGCCUUCUAAGCUAAAGACAGUUAAGCAAGGAGUAAAGCAGAAGAGUUAUUGAUUCAAUGCUGUCAGAAUGAUAUAGGAUCUAUAGACAUUUUAUGUGAAUUAUCAUCUUAAUAAAAUGAUGUACUUUUGGCCGAAUAAGCUGCCAUAACAAUAAAAACUGCUAUUAAAAAAUUCAUAGCCAACACGAGUAAGGCCAUAUUAAAUUAUAAUAUAGAACCAUAUGCUGCUGAACUGAGAUUACAUCACGUUGAUCUCUUUGUUCAAAUGUUCACUAAAUAAAUCCCUAAUAAAAUCAAAGACAUUGUUCAAUAAGCUCUACAGUAAUUAGUUUCUUAUGAUAAAUGUAAAUGGAUUUAUAAUAUUCAACUUUAGAAAAUCACUUCAAAACUCGUCUUAAAAAAUAUGAUAGUGUCAGCAUGCUUCAUAGCUGAAACUUUGCAUUUGGAUAACCAAUUUGAAUGGUUCUAAUCCAUAAUCAAAAUCGGUAAAAUAAUAGAUGGUUUUUCUCAAUCAACUAAAAUACUAUGGGCUAGAGUACUCUUUAGUCAAUUAGAUCGACAUCUUACAACAAAUUAGAUGAGGAGUGUCCCAGACCCAAUUCAAUAAUACUUGAUAUUCAACGAGGAACUGUGUUAAGUCCUCAUUCUCAAAAUCCCACAAUUAACAUAUGUGGGUGAUGAUUUAGAAUACCUUCAAUUGAUUGUGUCUUUAUAAAGAUUGAUUUAUGGCUCUAUCUUUACAUUUUACAAGGAAGCAAUUGCAAACAAGUGCCCCUUCCAAGAAGUAUUAUGUGUCAUCUGUGAUACCUACAUCUAAAGUCUUGUGGCAUUUACUAUGUAGCCUAGUUUCUCUUACGAAAACCUUAAUCAAAAUCAAUAAAAAUUAAUCAAUGAAAUCAUUAAAAUUUUGGCGAUUACAUGCAAAAGUGUUUCAGUCUAUCACAUCUUUGCUGAAUAUAGGAUGGCUAUUUUCGUUGACAUUAUUUUACCUUUCUUUUCGUCGACCUAUAAAGAAAUAAAUGAUCUCAAUGAAGAUCCCAAUGAAUUUGUGCAAUUGACUUAAGAUCUAUUAGAUGAAUAGAAAUCUGAUAUCAUUAAGUCAUCAGUAGCUUAAUUAAUUAUCGCUUAUUCUUAACACAUAGAUGGAUCUAUAUCCUUCUUUGCUUCCUUCUCAACAUUAAUUGCUUCGUAUUGCAUUUAAAAACUAAAGAAUACUGAACUAAGUCAAUAAUUAGGAUUGAUCAUGGAAUUCAGAGAACAUUACUUUUUGAAAUCAAUGAAUAUUAAUAUUUUAUUAGAGACUUCAUUAUUGGUCCUAUCGAUUUUGAGUAAUUUUCUCAUUUCAAGAAAUGAGGUUGGUUCACUUUUCAAAUCAUUUAUCGGCGAAUACAACGAUUACCUAAUUAACUAUUCAAUACCUCUUGUUAAGGCUAGACUGUGUACCUUUAUUGGAGCCUAUUGUAAAACAAUUCUGAAUGAGAAAGAUGAACUCUCUUAUUAGCUACUUAAUUUUUUGAUGAAUUAGAUCAAAUCUUCGUAAACUGAAUUAUAUGCUAAUUGCUAUUGUGCAAUAGAAGCUAUCAAAAAUAUCAUUGAAGAACCAAAUCUAGAAAAACUGUUGGAACCAAAUAUAGGAUAGAUUUUACUCGUACUAUGUUAAUCGUUAAUAUAAAGUGAUUUUGAGGAUCAUUUUGACACAAUCAAAUAAAUUUUCAAAACAUUUCCAUUAGAACCUUCUGUGUUAGAUUAAGCAUUAAGUCUUAUAGUUUUGAAAAUAUAAUAAGAGUAGCAACUUUUUGAAUAAGGAUAGACUGAGAGAUAGAUUUAUAUCAAUUAAACUUGGAAUAUACUUAAAUCUUUACCUGAAAUAGAGAACAUCAUUCCUGUCCAUUUUACUCUUUUAGAAAAUAGGGUCUCUGUGUUAUAUAAAUAUAUCAUAAAUCCAAAUAUCAUUGAUUUUGAUGAGGAUAUUGUAUACUUCAUCUCUUAGUUAAUUUGUAAAACUAAAUUUAUUAGUGAUUUUUAAGCUGAAAUGUUCUUUUAAUGUAAAAAAGUCAUUGAAAAAUAAAAAUUCACACUUGGACAACUAUUUGAACUCUUUAAUUAUUAUAUUUAUUAUGGAAAAUCUUUAUUUUCAAAUAUCAACGCUCAGGAAUUUUUAAUAUAAAUGUUGGAAACUGUGUUUAACAAUCCACAAAUAGGUGAAUCCUCUUAAGGUGAAGCUAUUUUGCUUCUUCAUCUUUUGCUACAAGAAUAUCAAUUAAAUAAGGAGGUUUUAACUUACAUAUACACAAAAAUCCUUUAAAGAUCCUAAUUGCUAGUAAAAAACGAUUUUUUGAGAGCUCGACUAAUGGGAAUAUAUAUUUCAGGGUUUAUUAAAAAUUCUGCCUUAACCUUAGAGUGGAUAGAACAACAAUAGGGCUUCAUUUAUGAUCAUGUAAUUGAUUCCAGUAAGUACUGCCUACCUGAAUAUGACUGCCAACUCUAUUUGUUUGGAUUUUGUUAACUAUUACUUUAGAAUCCUCGAUUCUUAAAUUUAACUCUUCUCCAAAAUUUAGUUGGAGUCUUGAAAAAUUAAUAUAAUCAUGAUUUAAAAAAGGCCAAGGAUGAUAAUGAAGACACAGAAGAUAUGUUUGUAUUUAAUGAUGAAUUAGAGGAUGCUAAGAUAAUAAUGGAAACCUUUUAAUCAAAUAUAUCAAAACAUAACGAAUUUGAAUAAUUUCAUUAAACAUAUUUACACCUAAGAAAGACCAUCAAUAUAGCAGAAUUAAUAUCUAAUGACUCUAUUUUGAAGAAAGAUCUUGAUGAUAUGCUAAAAAUCAAUAAAUUUAAUUCAGAAGCUAGAAUAAUUUUAAAAUUGAAAAAAAGAAAAGAAACUUGA
Messenger RNA from Paramecium tetraurelia, 2916 nucleotides. RefSeq lists its product as uncharacterized. The record is from RefSeq and is a predicted model, not a curated record. The transcript has 6 exons. Lineage: Eukaryota; Ciliophora; Oligohymenophorea; Peniculida; Parameciidae.